Messenger RNA from Betta splendens (Siamese fighting fish), 5402 nucleotides. RefSeq names its product F-BAR and double SH3 domains protein 2-like. Lineage: Eukaryota; Metazoa; Chordata; Actinopteri; Anabantiformes; Osphronemidae. Gene Ontology annotation, biological process: regulation of actin filament polymerization; neuromuscular synaptic transmission. The transcript is spliced from 22 exons. Gene Ontology annotation, molecular function: protein binding. Gene Ontology annotation, cellular component: recycling endosome; neuromuscular junction. The record is from RefSeq and is a predicted model, not a curated record. The coding region runs from base 113 to 2488 and encodes 791 amino acids.
GGAGGAUUUCUGUUGGAGGAAACUAAACAUUAGUCCCGCACUGAUUUGGAUUUUCCUCUCGGAAUUACAAUACAUCUCACAAGGGAAUCACCAUUCAUGUCAAUACUCCAAAAUGCAGCCGCCGCCGAGGAAGGUCAAAGUGACGCAGGAGCUGAAGAACACACACAUGGAGCAGAUGACAAGGCUCCACUUCAAACACCAGACCGAAUGUGACCUGCUGGAAGACAUGAGGAGCUACAGCUUGAAGAAGGGGCAGCUUGAGAGGGACUAUGCACAGGCUCUGCAGAAAUUGGCGAGUCAGUACCUAAAGAGAGACUGGCCGGGGACCAACCCUGACGACCAGAGGACAGACUACAGGAAUGUUUACGCAGUGUGGAGGUCCUACUUGGAAGGCACAGUGCAGGUGAGUCAGUCUAGACUCAAUGUGUGCGACAACUACAAGAGCGAAGUUUCGGAUCCUGCUAAGACCGUUAGACUCUACAAGGAGCAGCAGCUCAAAAAGACCAUAGAUCAGCUGAGCGGCAUUCAAGCCGAGCUGCAGGAGUCUGUGAAGGAGCUCGCCAAAGCCAAGAAGAAAUACUACGACUGCGAGCAGGUGGCCCACGCCGUACGGGAGAAGGCCGACAUAGAGGCCAAGUCUAAACUGGGUCUCUUCCAAUCAAGAAUUAGUUUACAGAAAGCAAGCGUAAAGUUGAAAGCUAAGAGAAGUGACUGUAACUCCAAGGCAACGCAGGCCAGGAACGACUACUUGCUAACUCUAGCCGCCGCCAACGCUCACCAUGACCGCUACUACCACACAGACCUGCUGCACUGCAUCCAGGCCUUGGAUGGCAGGAUCUACGAGCAUGUGAAGGACUAUCUGGUAGCGCUGUGUCGCACUGAGCUAGAGGCCUCUCAAGCUACUCACAACACCUUUCAGUUCCUGUUGGACAAAUCCACCAGGAUAAUCCAAGAGUUCAACCAGCAGUUGUUCAUGCAGGAGAAUCCAGUGUUUCACAAAGCACAUGACUUCCAGUUCCAGCCCAGUGAAUGCGACACGACUCUGAGCUCGGUGCAGCAGUUGGUGGACAUUGAGCCGUCGCCCGUCAGUGCCAUGAGAAUGACCCUGGCACAGAGUCGUCAGCUGGAGUCGGAGACGGGGACGACGGAGGAGCACAGCCUGAACAAAGAGGCCAGGAAAUGGGCGACCAGGGUGGCCAGAGAGCACAAGAAUAUCAUUCACUGCAAGAGGUCUCUGGAGGAGUGUGAGAGCCACGGCUUGCCCCCCACGGAGCAAGGCAGACUAGAUCUGGAGCUGAAGAUAGAAGACACCAAAGAAAACAUGCGCAAAGCCGAGAUAAUAAAGUUGAAAGCUGAGGCUCGGCUGGACCUUUUACGGCAAGUGGGGGUUGCCGUGGAUACCUGGCUGAAGAGUGCCAUGAAUCAGGUGAUGGAGGAGCUGGAGAACGAACGCUGGGCCAGCUACACUUCCCACGAUCCCUCACUGUCGGGCACAGUGGACCUGGAGCGUGAAGAAGGUGAAGAAUGUGAAGAGAACAUGGAGGUUUUUGACGACAGCAGUUCUAGUCCUUCGGGGACUCUCCGAAACUACCCGCUGACCUGCAAAGUCCUGUACUCGUACAAGGCCUCCCAGCCAGAUGAACUAACUAUCGAUGAACAGGAGAUGCUUGAAGUCAUUGAGGACGGAGACAUGGAGGACUGGGUGAAGGCUCGCAAUAAAACUGGUCACGUAGGUUAUGUCCCAGAGAAAUACCUUCAGUUCCCGACCUCCAACAGUCUGCUGAGCAUGCUUCAGUCUCUGGCCACGCUCGACGCUCGAUCGCACACCUCAUCCAACUCAACCGAGCCGGAGCUGCACUCUGGCUGCAUCAACGGCGACACAAGCAUGGCGUAUGUUCGUGCACUUUAUGAUUACGAGGGUCAGGCAGACGAGGAGCUUUCCUUUUGCGAGGGAGCCGUUAUCCGCCUGCUGAGCCGCAACACUCAGACAGACGACGGCUUCUGGGAGGGGGAGCUCAACGGACGGGUGGGAGUCUUUCCUUCUGUGCUGGUAGAGGACCUGACUGAAAACGGGGAGACCAGCGGAGGAGGGGCGGGUGACAUACAGAUCUCCCCGUCUUUGAAGUUGCCGUCGUCUCUGCCACCCCUGCCACUGUACGAUCAGCCCCCCAUCAGUUCUUUCACCAGCCCCGAGACCUCCACGCCCCCCCCUCUCCCACGCUCACCCUCCGCUGCACUUAACGGGGAGCACAAGCCUCCACUGCCUGCCUCAGCACACAAGGGCCCACUCUCCACUCACAAUCAAACCUCUGGCAGGAGUCCAGUGUCGCCAGGAUUUCCUCAGACUCAACCACUGCGAUUCACCCCUGAAGGAGGCCCAGGGAAACUACGGCCUGUGCGAGCUGCUCCUCCUCCACCCAAACAGCAUGCCCGCCGACAGCAGGAGAAGAGCGAAAAGACAGAGGAGGUGGAGAUCACGCUGGUGUGACAGACGGGCUUGAAGGUGCUCACAGACACUAAUGACCGGUUUGGGGAACCAAGCCUCUCUGGACUGAAGUGAGCCCAAACAGGUGAUGUGAAGUAAACUGAACUGAACCUCGUGGAACCUUCCAGCUGCUCCGAGCCGUCUCCCAUCCUCGAGUCGAGGAGGAGAGCAGGGAGGGGGGGGGAUCCCUGUAUCAGCUUCCUAUUGAAGUGCCGCAGUAGCCACCUCCACAGCCCUUCCCUCCCCCUCUCUCCCCCGUCCUUCCAUUCUUGCCUUAAAACCUCACCUCAUCAGGCAGCAAACAAGAGCACAGCAGGGGGGAGAAUGAAUGUUUGUGGUGCGGAGGUGUGAGUGAACACAAAUCCUUUUGUUUUUCUUUGCCACCGAUGAGCUGAUAAAACAAAUUAAAACAUACUGACUAUAUACGUCUAUUAUCCUACACGGUCCAUUCAAUUAUAACAUGAGAAGAAAGAACUGCUAACUGGCCCAGUUAAAAAGUUGAAGUGAAAUACUCCAUGUUUCACUGGAUUUUAUGUUCAGGUGGUUUAAGAGAAAUAGAGUUUUAUUUAUUUUUUGACAUAUCGCAUAAACUGGGCUCUGUGAAGCAGAAUCAGUUGCCAAGGUUGUCAUGUUGUGGCCUGUAGUGGAGCAUGAAGUACAUGGAUGGGUUGUGUGUGUGUGUGUGUGUGUGUGUGUGUGUGUGUGUGUGUGUGUGUGUGUGUGUGGGAUGCAGAGUCCCCCUCAUGGAUGUAUUAAGAAGACCCCCUCUCCCCAGCCUUGCCCUCACCAAAUAUAGUCCUUAUGAUCAUAUGUAUUCAAUGUGUAUUAGUACAGUACAUUACUGUUGUCAUAGGAGUGUUAAUGCUCAGCAUUUCAUAUAUAACUCAGCUGAAUGGAUUACCAUGUCUGAUAUGUAGUGGACGUUUUAUCCUCAUACUGAAGGGCAUUGUAAAUACAGUAUGACAAAGGGAAGACAGGAGUGAAGGGAGAGGAGGGUGAAAGCAAAGGGGAAAGGAGGCUGGAUCCUCCUUCCUGCUCUUAUCUCAGCCUUUCUUCUCAUCCCUCGCCUUUUCUCUGUUUUGUCCAUUGGCAGUGGGUGUAAAUCAGUGGUUAUCAUGUACACACAUACAGCUGAAUAAUACUACACAUGCGUUGUUAUAUCUUUGUCAUUCUGACCCGCUGCGUGGUCACUGGUUGGUCCAGGAGGAGGCAGGCGGUGCUUUCAAAAGCACUGAAAUUGUUGGUAUUCACUAUGUGGUGACAAAGAAAUGUUUUAUUGGACAUGAUCCACAGUAGGCAAUGAAAGUAUUUGGGGGUCAGGAGUUUUAUUAAUCAUUGAAUGAACUGUACAGCUUUUAUCUCUACAGAUCAUAUCUCCUCACUCUGAUUCUGAUUCAUUUAUGCUGUUGCUCAUGUAUAACACAUUUACCUAUUAGCUGACACACAGUACAUUACAUUUGCAGGUAUUAUUUUUAUCUGUUUCCAAGCAUCCCCAUCACAUCGCUGUGGGAGUCACCUUUUUAUAGCAGCAAAGAGACACAGUGUUUUAAGAUCAUCCCUUUGUUUUUCUCAUGUUUUACAUUUCAGCCUUGUCGGUGAUAGAAACAGGAAAAAGAGAUCCAUAGUGGAAAAAGAAACAGUAAAUGACAAACAAUUGAAGCUAAAUACAAACCAUUGCGUUUUUUAAUCAAAUUAAAUAACCCUUUCUUGCCUAAAGGGCAGUGUAGCACUUUUAUUUAUUUGUACUUUUCCUGCAAAGUAGCAGCGUCAGAACGAGCUAAAAUGCCUCUGAUCCAUCACUUUAGUUAAAAACACAGAAGCCACUUAUUGUUUUUGUUUGAAUGCUUGGUUGCAUCCAGUUUGUUUCAGUGUGACUGAUACUUUUUCUUGUUUUUCUAAAGAAAAGGGGAGAUAAGUGUUGUUUUUUUUUAAAUUUUAUAAACAACAAAUAAAAUAGAUGAUACAUUUUGAAUAUGUAAUUUUUUGUUUGAUUCUGAAGACGUGUCCCAGUUCUUUACUCCAUAUCUAUUGUAGCCAGUGUUAAUUUCAGAGUCGGGAAUGCACUUGAUAAAUAUGUGGUGUUUAAUAGGCUGAUUCAAGAUAAUCAUGGUGUAAAAUCUCCAGAAAAAUGGCGAAAAACUAAAAGUGAAGACAUUCAAUGUGUGUUUCUCUCUCCUGUUAUGUAUAUUCAUUUUGUAUGUGAAUUGUAAAAACAGUAUGACGUUUGAAAAUCAGUGCAGUGACAUUUACAGAAUAUGUAAUAUGGAGCUGGGACACAGUUUGUAAAGACCUGAUCUGGGCCCAUAGUGAGUUCUUCUCUAGAUUCAAGAAAUUUUAAAAAUGCUUAAAAAGACCAUUUGUUUUAUUAAAUCAGCCUUUAGAACCACAACACAUGUAGUGUAGCAUCCAGACCUGCUGCUGGUGUGCGACCCAGACUCGACCCGGAGCGGUGGGGUCAGAGGAACGGCAGCCUCUCCGUGAUCUCUCUGAGAUCUUUUUUUAUACUCGUUUUCGAACUUGUUUUGAAGUUUAUGGUUUACAUCAGCAUCAGGCAGGCCCUCCCGUCAUAAAAGCAGUCAGUCUAUCCAUCGCAUAGGAAACGAAUUACCUUUAUGUUGCCAGUUGCCACUUUAGCACAGCAUUUUCCCUUUUUGAACAUUGUGUUGCAGCAUUCUAUUAUUUGCUCUGAGCUUGUUUUUGGUUUUAUGUAGUUCCAUAUUUUUCACCCUUGGAUUUGGAGCAGUUGCACAGCCGCUGUUAUUAACUAGCGGUGGAACAACUGGCCUUUUUCUUGCUUCACAGACAGUUGCCAUGGUGACAAUAAUGAAAAGUCUUUCUGCAUAUAAUUAUUGGCUGUACAAAAAAGUUUGUAUUUAUUGUGUACAAAUGUUAAUUAAUAAAAAAAUAUUGAAAAGUA